GUGCGCAUGUCAUAACACACGCUCCGCGUGUAUGUAUGGCCACUAGGGUAUUCAGUUCGAUUCCGAUCGCGAAUGAGCGGGGUUUGGUUUUAUUAAUUUUUUUUUCUUUUUUGUUUUCCUUACUUCUUUUAUUUUGGCUUUGUACGAUAGAAUCACGAUUAGCAACAAUUUCAGUUUAUUAGUUCGUUUUGUGCGCUUUACGUUUUUAAUGUAACUCGAAAAAUUAGAUUGUAGAAUAGGGUAAAAACAACCCUAAUCAAGCAGAAGAAGCCAAAGAUAUAAUUUUAACAAAAAAUAACGUAUACUUACGUUAACCUAACGUACGAUAUUUUAUUAAUUUGAGUGACUUGAAAUAAAAACAACAUGAUGUCCAACGGAUUAGAUUCAGGUGUUGUGGGGCAACAGAAUGGCGGCAGCGGCGGGCAGGUGGGAGGCGGUCAAGAAGAAUCGAAAACGAAUCUGAUCGUCAACUACUUACCCCAAACUAUGACCCAGGAGGAGAUACGCUCCCUAUUCUCCAGCAUCGGGGAAGUGGAGUCCUGCAAGUUGAUCAGAGACAAAGUUACAGAAAAUUCAAAUUCACCUAUAAUAUCUAAGUUGGCGAAGGGCAAUGAAGUUCCUGGCGUUAUCACUAGUCCAUUGCUUACAGGGCAAUCAUUGGGCUAUGGAUUUGUUAACUAUCACAGACCGGAAGACGCUGAAAAAGCGAUCAACACACUAAACGGACUUAGGCUGCAAAACAAAACCAUUAAGGUAUCUUACGCCAGACCGAGCUCCGAAGCCAUCAAGGGGGCGAAUCUCUACGUAUCGGGGCUGCCGAAAAACAUGACGCAACAGGACUUGGAGGCCCUCUUCAACCCAUACGGCAGGAUCAUCACAUCUCGCAUCCUCUGCGACAACAUAACCGUACGUCAAUUUGUCACGGGGGCCGGAGAAAAUUUGCCUGGCCUGUCGAAAGGCGUAGGGUUUAUUAGAUUUGACCAACGCUUGGAGGCGGAACGGGCCAUCCAAGAACUCAACGGCACCAUCCCCAAAGGCUCCACCGAACCCAUCACCGUCAAAUUCGCCAACAACCCCAGCAACAACAACAAGGCCAUCCCUCCAUUGGCAGCUUAUCUCACCCCGCAAGCCACACGAAGGUUCGCCGGACCCAUCCAUCAUCCCACAGGAAGGUUCAGGUAUUCUCCGCUGGCCGGAGACCUGUUAGCUAACUCGAUGUUGCCCGGCAACGCGAUGAACGGUUCGGGCUGGUGCAUCUUCGUUUACAACCUCGCGCCCGAGACUGAAGAAAACGUUCUAUGGCAGUUGUUCGGUCCGUUCGGGGCCGUCCAAAGCGUGAAAGUGAUACGCGACCUGCAAACCAACAAAUGCAAAGGUUUCGGUUUCGUAACGAUGACGAACUACGACGAGGCCGUUGUCGCCAUCCAGUCGCUGAACGGUUACACGCUGGGUAACCGCGUGUUGCAGGUCAGCUUCAAAACGAACAAAAGCAAAGCGACAUAGAGCGACGACUGUUAGCGUCUGUCGACGCCGGAUCGCUCGCUGCACGUUGUUGAGUAACUUUUGCAAUUUUCACUCGUCCAAUCGACUUCCCGCCCUUUUGCUCGGCGCUUAUGCUUGGUGUUUUUGGGCCGGCGCACGCGCAGCCGCGACCGAUGAUUAUUUAAUUUAUUGUUUUAGUUUUUUUUUUCAAGCAUUCGACUAGGUGAUUGUGUGCGCGUGCGCGGGCAUAUUUUAUUUAUACAAAUAAAUAAAUGAAUAAGACGGUGCGAGCGGGCGGGUGGUUUAUUGUAUUUCAUUGUUUAUUGUAUGGAUGCAACAUGGAGCGAGUUGUGCCGGACAGAAGCGCACCUCCUAUUUCAUAAAUUAGUACUUAUAAAAGAUACGAAGCUAGUCAGAAGUGCAUUCGCGUUUCCUAUAGCAAACAUUUCUACGGUCUGAUGAUUUGUAUGUAUUAUUUCGUGCCAUCACCGUUUAUAUGUUGGGAAAUGACCCAAAGAAAUAGCUAACUAUAUAUUUACAAAUAGUAUUUAUUAUUAUACAUUUCGUAAUUAAUUAUUUUCAUGUAAUAAGUAGUUUAUUAUUUAUGUAUUUAUAUGUAGUUGUAACGUGUAUCCUUAAAUUCAGACUAGUCGCUACGCAACAUCCGGCCAGGCAACUUGACUACUACUAUUAACUAUUAAUAAUUGACUGCUUCGUUCGGUGUUUAGCUGCGUGUGCGCAGCGGCCAAGCGACGGCUGCGCAGAUGCGGCUAAAAACGAUACCAGAGCUAAACAA
Brassicogethes aeneus is the source of this 2278-nucleotide messenger RNA. The record is from the annotation of a GenBank genome assembly. Lineage: Eukaryota; Metazoa; Arthropoda; Insecta; Coleoptera; Nitidulidae.